Caenorhabditis angaria is the source of this 2486-nucleotide messenger RNA. NCBI's taxonomy places the organism in Eukaryota, Metazoa, Nematoda, Chromadorea, Rhabditida, Rhabditidae. The record is from the annotation of a GenBank genome assembly.
AUGGUCGAAAUUGAUCUGAACAAAGAAAAUGAAGAGGAUUUCUCUGAUCCAAUUGGAUUUGUCGAUGAUAUCAAGGAUGAAGGUUAGUUCCAAAUUCUCCAAAAAUCCAAAUCAUAAUGAAAUUUUUUCAGUUCUUGUUCCUGAUGUUCUCCACCAAAAGCCAGUCAUUGAUGAGUUCGAAGAGUGUGCUGUUGUUAUCACAGGAGUUCCUGUAAUUGGCUCCGAGCGUGUUGGAAAAUUGCAAAAUGUCCUCACAAAAGUACUCGAAAAAAUUGAGAAGAAAGUCAAACUUUUCAUCCCAGUUGGUCCAGAUGGUGCAAGUCUUGGAGUUCUUCUUUCUGAAUGGCCAGACAAAAAAGUUGCGAAAUUCGCCGUAGAAAGUUUGGAUGGUUAUGCUUUUGAUAAGAACCACACCUUCUCCGCCAAACUUUUCUCCGAAAUGAAACUUAUGCGCCCACCAAAUGAUGAUUGGAAAGAACCAACCAAACAACCUUACACCGAUGUUGGAGAUUUGUGGUGGUGGAUGCAAAAUGAUCGUUGUCGAGAUCAAUUUGCUGUCUCGUAUGAUAAAAAUGGUGUUCCAACUGUUGGUGUUUAUACACACAUGAAAGGUCAUGAUCCGGAAUUGGCUGGAGAUAACGAUAUUGCUGAAAGAGCUGUAAGAUUCAAAUAUUUUAUACCAAAAUUUGACUCUGAUUUUCUUUACAGAACUGGACAGAGACCGUAUUCACAUGGUCACCACAUGGUUCAUAUUUAUCCACCAUCCAUCAACGUGGUAUCAUUUUGUGGGGAGGAGUCGAAUUCAAAAGAGCUCAUCGUUUUGCUCACGAUGGUGUUCAAUGUAUUGAUUUCUCACCGUGUGAAACGUAAGUCAUAUCUUCUGAAAUAUUUCGUAAUUUUCAAUUACUUAUAAUUUUUCAGAUAUCUUGUCACUUAUGCUGCUCCAGAAGAUCGUGGAAAAUGGUGGGAAGGAGAAAAGGAUUGUUUGAAAAUCUGGGAUGUUCGAACAGGAGAACUCAAGAAAUCUUUCUCUGCCUUCGAACUCACCAACAAAACCCAACUUCCAAAUUGGCCUUUCUUCAAAUGGUCUUUCGAUGAAAAAUAUUUCGCUUGCCUCAAGGCUCCAGAAAAAGAUAAAUUGGAAAAAGAAAAGAAAAUUGACGGAAUUUCAAUUUAUGAAACUGAAACUUUCGAACUUUUGAAUAAACGGCCUGUGAUUAUCGAAAACAUCAAACAAAUCGAUUGGUCACCAGCUUCAAAUCUUUUGGCUUAUUAUUCAGAGGUAUCUAUUUUUCUUCAUUUAAUAACAAUUUUUAACUUUCUCGAUAUUUCAGUGUACUGAUAUGAGUCCAGCUGAAUUUGGUCUUCUUCAAAUUCCAUCACUUCAACGACUUCGUUCUGCUCGUAUUUACAAUGUUGCUGAUGCUCAAAUGUUCUGGCAAAAAAGCGGUAAACGUUUGGCUUUCUACACAAUGCGAUACAACAAAAAAGCUUUCCGUGAAACUGGAGAAAUCAAAUAUGUUGUAAGUUUUUUUUAGCUUACCUAAGUUCUCAAAAAUACAAUUAUUUUCAGGGUGGAUGCACUUAUCAUGUUGAUAUUUUCGAAAUUGAUAAGAAAGAUGUUUCAUUGAUGAAUCUUCCACUUCCAGAAGCUUUCAUUCAUUUCGGUUGGGAUCCAGAAGGUGAUAAAUUCUGUGUUUUGACUGGAAAUCAAACAAAAGCUGCUCCACAUGUUUACAAGAUUGAGCCAAACAGCCACGCUCCAAAAUUGAUUAGCAAACUUGACGCCGGAGUUCAAUACAAUGAAGUUCAAUUUGCACCAAAAGGAGGAUGGUUAGCUAUUUUGGCUAAAGUUUCUGCUGGUGGAAAUGUCAUGUUUGUUGACACAACAUUAGCUGAAGCCAAGAGAACUAAUGUUAUCGAACACCCACUUUUCAAUAAUGUGAGUUUUUCGGAAAUUUAAAGGUUUACCUGCAUUUGUUAUAUUGUUUCAGGGUUAUUGGGAUCCAACUGGUCGUUAUUUCGUUACCUGUUCUUCACUUGGUGGUAGAAAUGGAGCCGAUCUUGGUUUCCGUGUUUACACUUUCCAAGGACGUGAAUUAUGUCGAAAAAGCAUGGAACGAUUAGCCCAAUUCAAAUGGCGACCACGGCCGCCAGUUAAAUUAUCCGAACAAAAACAAAAAGAAAUCAAGAAGAACCUCAAAAAGAUCUCUGCUCGAUUCAUCAAACAAGACGACGACGAAAAAUGCAGAGCCAGUCAAGAAGUCGUUGAGAAACGCCGCAAAAUCAUGUCGGCUUUCGAUGUCAUCCGAAACCGCAACAAAGAACUUGUCGCUGCUCAACGAGAUGCUCGAAUUGCUCUUCGCAGCGGCAUAGACACCGAUGCAACCUUGAACCCUGAUGAAUUUGUUGAAGAAGAAAUUACAAUUGCCCUUAGCACCUCCAGAACUGCCGCUCCAAUCAGCGAAGAAGACGACUUCGAUUAG